Messenger RNA from Xiphophorus couchianus (Monterrey platyfish), 3490 nucleotides. RefSeq names its product homeobox C6a (gene hoxc6a). Gene Ontology annotation, molecular function: DNA-binding transcription factor activity, RNA polymerase II-specific; RNA polymerase II cis-regulatory region sequence-specific DNA binding. Gene Ontology annotation, cellular component: nucleus. NCBI's taxonomy places the organism in Eukaryota, Metazoa, Chordata, Actinopteri, Cyprinodontiformes, Poeciliidae. The record is from RefSeq and is a predicted model, not a curated record. The coding region runs from base 1902 to 2612 and encodes 236 amino acids. The transcript has 2 exons. Gene Ontology annotation, biological process: anterior/posterior pattern specification; regulation of transcription by RNA polymerase II.
GUUGCAUAGUCAGUUUUCUGUGCUUUGUUUGCCUCUCGUCUGUGUGAUGCGCGGAUGUCACAUAUGGUCAUGAAAGGGUGAAGGGAAACUUUUAUUGCACCGUCCACUUCCUUCUCUUUUGUUGCCUUCUCUUUUUAUGGUCUUUUUAGGAUCGCACCCCUUCUUCUUCCACAGAAAACAACAGCACAAGCCGGGUUGUACAUUUCAGGCAACGCGUAUUUAUUUUUAUUGGAUAAGAUCAAUGAGCUGAACCAGCAUGGCCGCUCCAGCCAGAGCGACUGGGCUAAACCAGACGUUUUCAAUGGCCUUAUCGAUUAUUUUAUUGGUAUCAAUUAUGGCUCGUUGCAAAACGGAGGGAUAAUGCGGAUUGUCGUUUCAAGUGCAUGCAUGUAAGUUUUUUUUAAAUUUUUUAUUAUUUGUACAUUUUCCAUUUAGUUUAAAAGCAUUUAAAUUGGGGGUCAAUGAGAUGCUGGUCAGACAUAAUGCUCUCUUCCAAAAUACUCCUAACGAUAAUAAAACAGAAAAUAAGCAUUUUAUCUCGAGUUUAAUUGCAUUUUUUAAACAAUUUAAAAGCAGUCCAUUUUACCCUAAAAUGGCUAAAAGUUUUUCCCAAAACACCCUCCGAGUAAUUCGCAAAAGCAUAAUUUGCUGCAAAGGUAAUUAUCAGUUAGUGUUUACUCCUGUGUGUGUGCGUGUGUGUGCGUGAGUGUGAGUGUGUGUUGCAGGAACGUCGAGGUUAGCUCAGAACAAAGCAAAAACUCAGAAACAUCUGUACCAAGAUUAGGACUCCUCGCCAUACAAACUUCUCAUGGGGUCUGAUACUUUAUUUAUCAAUGAUUUCUGACGCACUGGGUACAGUUGGCCGGCAGGGGGGAAGUGGUGUGCGAAUAAGUAAAAUUUCUUUUUUUUUUCCAUUAUAACGGAGGAUUUAUGCUCUCAUAUUAGCUUGUAGGAGCCUCUUUUUUUGCCCCGCUCCGUCCAUACACAGUGUCUGCAUUGCUUUUCAUUUCUUACUUGAGUUUGCUUUGCUGCAGAGAGACAGUUGUUGGUGAGCUGGGGAACGUCACUUGUUUUAUUGCCCUCACAGAAGAGAAACCAUAGACGCAUUCUUACCCCGAGCACAUUAACCCCCGUCUUUAGUUCACGUUUACAAAGGUGACAUAAACAUGCUUAGAAUUUUAGACCCAAAGGAAUGAUCGGGAGUUUAUCAGGCUUUUUUUUUUUUUUUUUUUUUUAAAGAUGAGCACUAAUGCCUAAUAUUUGUCUUGAUAUCUUGCACGUUUUUAACAUGGUAGUAUUUUCUAAUGUGCAUCUUCUGAGCCUGAUAUAAAAAUGACAUUAUUCAUAUUUCCUGUUUCUCUUGGUGACCAUGCAUGCGGUUUUUCUUUUCCCUUAAAAUUGAGCCAAAUAGAAAAUAAAACAACAGAACCUUCCGAUCCAGUCAAGCUGGAUGGUGCGCUUGUACUUUGCCGUCUGCCUUGUGUUUAUCGGCAUUUAGCACCAAUGCUCAGCGCAGCUCUGAGCUAAAAGCUACAGUUUCGCCUCAACUUCCCGCCUCUCAAUUGGUCGGGAAUGGUCAGCUGACGUUGUCAUAUUGUCUCUGACUGAGCCAAGCCUCAGCUAUUACACUCGGGCUCCUUUUUUUUUUUUUUUUUUUUUUUUUUUUCCGCGUCUUAACCGGAGAUUGGAAAUUAAUAAUAUUCAAUCCUCAAAAGUAGCCCCGCGACCACGCAGGAGAGGCAGCAACUCGAGAGGGGGGAAAAUACGGGCGAUUUUUGGGGAGGAAGGUGUGGUUGGUUGACUUGACACAGGCGGGAGGGAGAUUUACUGGAGAAGGAAGAUUGAAAAGAGACCCGAUAAAGAAGUGGGGAAGAGUUGGAGAGAAGGGUUACAAGCAAGGUAUGAAUUCUUAUUUCGCAAACCCGUCGCUCUCCUGCCAUUUGUCCGGUGGUCAAGAGGUUCUGCCCAACGUUCCCCUGAACUCCACCACCUAUGACACAGUGAGACAUUUUUCGUCGUACGGCGCCGCUGUGACCCAGAAUCGGAUAUAUGCCCCUUUCUACUCCCCUCAGGAGAAUGUGGUGUUCGGCUCCGGUAGGGCGCAGUACGAGUACGGAUCCAACGUAUUCCUCCAGGACAAGGACGUCCUGCCAAGCUGCAGGCAGACAAACAUGGGACUCGGCUCGCAGAGCCACAUUGCCCAGGAGUACAGUCUGGAUCAGGGGAGGGCAGGAGCCCAGGAGCAGAAGAGCAACAUCCCGAUCUACCCGUGGAUGCAGCGCAUGAACUCACACAGCGCAGGAGUGGGCUACGGGACGGACAGGCGCAGGGGACGUCAGAUCUACUCUCGCUACCAAACGCUGGAACUGGAAAAGGAAUUCCACUUCAACCGCUACCUGACCAGGCGCAGACGCAUCGAGAUCGCCAACGCGCUGUGCCUCACGGAGCGGCAAAUCAAGAUUUGGUUCCAGAACCGGCGCAUGAAGUGGAAGAAGGAGAGCAACCUGACCUCCACGGUGACUGGAAGUGAACAGACAGGAGCUGCUCAGGAGGAGGAACGGAGUGGGAGCGCAGUGGAAGAAGGGAAGGAUGAACACAAGAAAAAGGAAUAACUGGGAAGAAUAGCGCGCACGUGUGUGUGUUCAUGGAAGUGGGGAGGGGAGGGGGUGGAGGUGGGGGGGGUCACCUCAUGACCAUGAAAGUCCAACAUAACUACCUAAAAAAAAAGAAUCUAUAAAGACUUGACUUCACUGCAUGAUGGUUAUACCCGCUGCUCUUUAUCUCAUCUUGACCACAGCAGUUGUGGAGCACUAAAUAUUCAAAACAUUUUUCCAUCCACAGUUUGAUCUCUGUGACAUUUGGAGCACUAAGGUGUUUUGUCAAUAUUAUAAAUAUCAAUGUCUCACAUGUAUUGUGAAAAUAAUAAUAAUAAUAAUAUUAUUAAUAAUAAUAAUAUUAAUAAUAAUAGAAACGAAGCAAAAUAAGUAUUAUUUUCCUGGUUUUUUUCCAAACACCAGGAAAAAAAAAAUAAUCUGUAUUUACCCACAGCCAAUUCCUCACUGUGAACUCUUUGAUCACCUCACCAAAUACAGUGUUGGUUUGACUUUGCUCAUGCACACGCACAUUCCACGGCGUUCCAAGGAACACAAUGCAAACUAGUACUUGAACUGUCCACAGAUUUAGAAAAAAAAGAGACAAAAAAGAUUAAAGUUGCACGGUUGACCCUCAAGCUUGUAUAUAUAUAAUAAAAGUAGCAUAACAGCAUAUUAUGCAAGUUCCGCAAGAGCUGUGCAUUUAGCCGCUUGGAUUUUGGCGCAGGAUAACGUAAGAGAAUAGCGCCACUUCUUCUUUGAAUCAUUCGACACCGUAUGCUCUUUUCUUUUUGUUGUGAGACAGAUUUGUACACUAGUAAUUCUUCACCUUUUGAGUGCUAUGAUUUCAUGUUUUUGUCAUAUUUGUGUAUCAGCAAAUAAAAUCUUUGUAAAACUUG